GUGUUGACUAGGCUUGGCACAUAUUGAGAUUGAGAUAGUUCGCAGGUAAAAUUAAAAAUUAUUCACGCGAUAUGCCCUCGUGUGUUGUUUUGGUAUUAAUAUAGUGCAUUGUAUUGUUGAGAGUGUGUGAUUUGAAAAGAAAAAACGUGUUGACAUUUUGUAAAUUAUAAGGAAAACCCCUAUUUUAAAAUGUUCACUGGACUGACGAGUCAAGUUAGUUCCUGGAUGGGAGCAGCAAAAGGCGAAACGCAGGAGGAAGAUGUACCUACUCCUACCGCCGAAGCAGAUGUUGAAUUAAAUACCGAUGGUGAUAAAAAACAGAGUCCAACGAAGACGAGCGGUAGCCGACUAGAAAUGUUCACGAACGUUAAAUCUCAAAUGACGGGCUGGUUAGGCAACGCGAGCAUACCGGGCUUGCGUAAGGGAGAUGAUCAGCAACAGGGUGCAGGUGAUCAGCAACAACCAGCAAAUACGGCUGAUCAACAACAAUCAGCAACAGCCACUGAAAAAGCGGACACGGGGGUCAAAGACGAGGACGACAAUUCGAGUAUUUUAUUAUUUGUUAAAGGGAUAAUUAAAGUCGCGACAGGUGGCGCAGACAGCGGCCCCGCUUCGGCCGCCAACACUCCGACAGAUGAGCAAGCCGGCCAACUCGGAGCAGUCACAAACAAAGCCGUAGCAGGCGUCAAAUCUUUUGGUGGGUUUUUGUAUUCAGCAGUCAACAAAGCAGGUGCCAAAGUGAGCGAGGCUGGUGCAAAAAUCAAGAAAACCGUUGAAGAAAAUAACUUAUUGGGCGAAUUCAAUAAAGAGCAAGAAGCGUUUAUUAAAGGCCAACAGAGCAAUACUGCGGCUGCCGUUCCUCCUUGGGCAGGACAUCCAAAUGAGGAGGCGCUGAAGGAGGAAUGUCUAGGAUUGUCAACGGACCGUCGCAACUUCGUACGGGCGCCGCCAGCGGGCGUUGAUUUUGCAUUCGACUACGACGUGUCUUAUCCGACCGCUAUCGCCAUUAUGGCCGAGGACCCCAACCUGGAAGAAAUGAGAUUUGAACUUGUCCCGAAAAUAAUCACUGAAGAGAACUUCUGGCGAAAUUACUUCUAUCGCGUAUCUCUGAUCUGUCAGGCCCAUGAGACUCAGCAAACUGACAAAACAUUAGCAAGUGAAGGCGAUAAAGCGACAACUGGUGACUUUAAAGAUUCGGAAACAAAAUUGCCAAAAUCAAUGAAUAAUUUAGAAAUCGAUGUCAGUACAAAAGAAGAAGAUUGGGAGCGAGAGCUCGAAGCCGAGCUGCAGGACUAUGAGGUAGUCAAUGAGUCCGCUGGCGGUAGCGCAGCGCCCAAAACCGAUGACGAUCUGCUGGACGAUGAGCCUGACUUGAAAUAAGUGCAUUCUUUAGGAAAUAUUUUUAAUAAUUAUUUUGAAUAAAUUUGGGUGAAGUCAGUGUGAUUUUAAAUGCCAUAAGAGUGUUUUAACAUCCCAAUUACUCUUGCACCAAAAGUCACAAAUCUUAAUCACACGUGUACAUAUAACAUAUGAAUAUAUGUAUAUGUAUAUCAUGAUCAUACAAUGUAUCAUGAUCAGACGUAUACAUACUUACAUUCCGCAUGCACUGUGCAAGUGUAAUUACUUUAGCGCUCGAAGAAUGUCUCUUGUGUUACUUAUAAGCAUAAUAUAUUAUUACAUUACUUAUACAUUGCUAUUGAUCUCUUUCUGUGUAAU
Ctenocephalides felis (cat flea) is the source of this 1716-nucleotide messenger RNA. RefSeq names its product synapse-associated protein of 47 kDa (gene Sap47). Gene Ontology annotation, cellular component: cytoplasm; synapse. Lineage: Eukaryota; Metazoa; Arthropoda; Insecta; Siphonaptera; Pulicidae. The coding region runs from base 190 to 1380 and encodes 396 amino acids. The record is from RefSeq and is a predicted model, not a curated record. The transcript is spliced from 10 exons.